Microthlaspi erraticum is the source of this 1122-nucleotide messenger RNA. NCBI's taxonomy places the organism in Eukaryota, Viridiplantae, Streptophyta, Magnoliopsida, Brassicales, Brassicaceae. The record is from the annotation of a GenBank genome assembly.
AUGGCGACGCAGUCAAUCUCUCGCUCCAUCCUUCGCCGGCCGGCGAAAUCCCUUUCCGGGAUUUUCACUCGUUGCUUCUCUUCGUCAUCUCCUCUCGCCAAAUCCCGAUCUGCGUCCUCGUUGCUGCACCGUUCCCGUCCACUCGUUGCCGGAUUCUCCUCCAGAUUCGUCCCUACCGGUGUGUUUCCGGCUAGAGAUCUGUCGACGCAAGCUACUUCGUCUUCAGUGAACGACCCGAACCGUAAUUCAUCGGAUGACGCGACUGUGCUCGAUGGUUGUGAUUUCGAGCAUUGGCUUGUCGUCAUGGAAGAUCCUGAAGACCAUCUCAGUAGAGACGAAAUCAUUGAUUCCUACAUCAAAACCCUAGCCCAAGUUGUUGGCAGUGAAGAAGAAGCAAUAAUGAAAAUCUACACUGUUUCUCAUCGACUCUACUAUGCUUUUGGAGCACUUGUGUCAGAAGAUGUUUCUCUUAAGCUCAAAGGAGAACCUUUCAUUAAUGGAAAGGCUGUUCCUUAUGACCCAAAGUAUCAUGAUGAGGGGUUAAAGAUGCAUACUAGACCAUAUGAAUGGAGUAGGCACCAGAAGUACAGUGGUCCACCACCACAGCCGCAACCAAACAUGAGUCCGAGCUACCAGGGACAACUUAUCACCACCGAACAUAACAUAAAAGGUGGUGGAAUGCAGCAGGAGCCUUGCUUGCCCAAUGGAGUUUUAAGUGCUUGUCUCCGGCCAGCAGAUCCGAAUCCGGUUUGGAUACCGACGAAUCCCAUAACCUUGUGUCUCUUCCUUACGCUUUUGCCGCCAACGACAUUUCUAAUUCCGGAGACGUCCCAAACGACUCGAACCGUCUUCGGAGGAGCGUUCGUGAGGCAAUUACGUCCGGUUAAUCGGAGACCCGGGAGGAGAAUCACGGCGAGUCCAAAUGUGAAUCCGGCGAUUCCGAUUGCUAGGGAAGUUAAUACGAUAAGAGCCGUCGAUCGGCGCGCCGCGAGUGAUGGCCGCGCGUGGAAUAGCUUUCGAGGAGAUUGCAUUGUCGCAACUCGCAAAGCAGCUCGAUCUUCCGUUAAUGGCGUCGUCACGGUCUCUUUUGUUUUCCCUCCGGUCGAAUUAAUCGUAUCUUGA